Molecule: messenger RNA, 6802 nt
Organism: Hyaena hyaena (striped hyena)
Lineage: Eukaryota; Metazoa; Chordata; Mammalia; Carnivora; Hyaenidae
Gene: PAPPA2
Product: pappalysin 2
Exons: 22
Coding region: 901-6240 (1779 amino acids)
Molecular function (GO): metallopeptidase activity
Source: RefSeq, a predicted model, not a curated record
CCCCGAAGGUGAAGCCAAGGCUGUCAGGCUCAUCAGGUUCUUAGGACACCAGACUGGCAGCCCCAAGGAGAACUUUCUGGAGACUGACAACAUACCAACAAGUUGCGAGGGGAUUAAAAACACCUUCACCACUCAACACGCCCAAGCAAGGGCCGAGGGAAGCACUGUGACCUGCACAGGCAGCCUGACAGCUGUAUGGGGACCUUGCUGAGGAGCACAUCUGGAGAAUAAAAGCUAAGUACCAGCUUGGAAUUUCGUGCCCCCAGAAUCCUUCAGCCUUUUUAGAUAAUAAGCAUCAAAUUCUGUGUCUCUGUACGCAAGUUCUUCUAGCGGUUUGUUGGAAGGUAGCUCUAUCUUAGGUUAAGGGCUACAAAAAGAACAUAACUCCUAGGGAAGGAAGAAGGAAGAAAGACAUGAAAAUUAGAAGAUCGGGGUCCUUUGAAGGACUUCAGCUCGCGAGGGGUACGUGCUGGUGAGGGAGUGUGUGUUGGAGAGCAUUUGGCUCACCUCCAUCCCGGGUCCCUCUUCUAGUACCAGCGAGGGGAGGGGCUAGUGAAGAAGGGACAGAAAGAGAAAGAAACCUGAGCUGUGUGGGAGGAGGUUCAGAGGAACCCGGAGAAAUGAACCUCGGGCUGCAGGGACUAAACUAGAGCCAGGAGAAACAGGUCCCGGGAGUAGGGAGAGGGCACCGCCGCCCACGCAGCCCCGCGCCCCCGCGCAGGGCGCCGGAAGACGCACUCUCUGCGCGCUGCUGCUCCUGAAAGUUUGGUCCGUGAACGAAACAGUUUCCCGGUGACUGCGAAUCCACCACUGCUAGCCGUCUCCUCCUCCUUCCCCCAUCAUUCCGGUGUGGUACCCAGAAGUUGACUUCUGGGUCUGUGUAAAGAGCUGGGGGGAGGUAUGAUGUGCCUAACAAUCCUGAGAAUAAGCCUGGUGAUUGUGGCUGGGGGGGCGCUCAGCACCGCAGGCUCUGAGCCGGGCUGGCCUCGCAAGAGGUCCCUGGUGCAGAGGGGACACCUGAAGCAGGUGCUGUCGGAAGGGGAACGCUGUUGGCUGGGGGCCGAGCUGCGAAGACCCAGCGCUGCUCCCCAGCAUCACCCCUUUGGGGUCUACCCCAGCAGGCCUGGGGGCUACCUGAGGCCCUACCCCCUGGGGGGGCAGGGAACGAGCCCCGCAGGGCGUAGGAAGCCUGGGGCCUCGAGCCCUGCUGAAAGCUUGGGGCUGAGGGGCCCCGCUGAGCAGCCAGCUGCCCCGUGGGCCACCACCAGGGCUGGUCCUGCUGGGUGGUCCGAGCCCAGGGGAGACAAUGACACUUCUCUUGGUGACGGAGGAUCCAAGGAGCCUCUAGGUGAGGCUGGGACUCAGGAACACACUGCCACGGCUGCCACAGUUGCCACCACCUUCGCGGCCCCAGAGGAACCCAAACCAGAGACCCGAAGGAAGGGCCGGGCCAAGACCAGGCAUCGUCGCCAGGUGGCGAAGGGGCAGGCAGGGGCCGCGCGGGGAGACCCAGCUGUCCCUCCGAGGCAUCUCCAGCCCCGGCCGAAGCAUCCCCCCGUGCCCGGGGUCAGAACCAGUCCAUUGGAGGACAGCACCCAGAGGGGUGGAGGGGACCCCUCCUGGGAAGCAGAGUCCCACGGAGGGCUGCCUGUCUUGUAUUUCCCCGGGAGGCGGGGGCGGCUCCUGCUGCGUCCAGAAGUGCUGGCUGAGAUUCCCCGGGAGGCGUUCACAGUGGAAGCCUGGGUGAGGCCGGAGGGAGGACAGAGCAACCCAGCCAUCAUUGCAGGUGUUUUUGAUAACUGCUCCCACACUGUCAGUGACAAGGGCUGGGCCCUAGGGAUCCGCUCAGGGAAGGACAUGGGAAGGCGGGACGCUCGCUUCUUCUUCUCCCUUCGCACCGACCGUGUGAAAAAAGCCACCAUUGUGACUGGCCACAGUCGCUACCAACCAGGCACAUGGACACAUGUGGCAGCCACUUAUGAUGGACAGCGUAUGGCCCUGUAUGUGGAUGGCACUCGGGUGGCCAGUAGCCCAGAGCAGUCUGGUCCCCUCAACAGCCCCUUCAUGGCAUCCUGUCGCUCUUUGCUUCUGGGGGGAGACAGCUCAGAGGAUGGCCACUAUUUUCGUGGACACCUCGGCACCCUGGUCUUCUGGUCGACCGCCCUCCCACAAAGCUAUCUCCAGCACAGUCCUCAGCACCCAGCUGGAGAGGAGGAAUUGGCCACCCUGAUUCUGACAGCCAGUUUUGAGCCCUUGGAAGAACAGUGGGCCCCCUUUAGAGAUGGGGAAUUCCCAUGGCGUGAGGUUCUGCAGGGCUUUGAGCCUGAGCCUGAGAUUCUCUCACCCCUGAAGCCCCCUCUCUGUGGACGGACGGCUUGUGACAAUGUGGAGCUGAUCUCCCACUACAAUGGGCACCGGCCCCUCCAGGGGGAGAAGGUGAUCCGCUACCGAGUGGUCAACAUCUGUGACGAUGAGGGCCUGAACCCCACCGUGAGUGAGGAGCAAAUCAGCCGGCAGCACAAGGCGCUCAACCAUGCCUUCAGCCGCUACAACAUCAGUUGGCAGCUGAGCGUCCACCAGGUCCACAACUCCACCCUGCGCCACCGGGUCGUGCUUGUGAACUGUGAGCCCAGCAAGAUCGGCAAUGACCACUGUGACCCUGAGUGUGAGCACCCGCUGACGGGCUAUGACGGGGGCGACUGCCGGCUGCAUGGCCGGUGCUACUCCUGGAACCGUAGGGAUGGGCUCUGCCACGUGGAGUGCAACAACAUGCUGAACGACUUUGACGACGGGGACUGCUGCGACCCCGAGGUGGCUGAUGUGCGCAAGACCUGCUUCGACCCUGACUCACCCAGGAGGGCGUACAUGAGUGUGAAGGAGCUGAAGGAGGCACUGCAGCUCAACAGUACUCACUUCCUCAAUGUCUACUUUGCUAGCUCAGUGCGGGAAGACCUUGCAGGUGCUGCCACCUGGCCUUGGGACAAGGAAGCCGUCAGUCACCUGGGUGGCGUUGUCCUCAACCCAGCCUAUUAUGGCAUGCCCGGCCAUACCAACAUCAUGAUCCACGAGGUGGGACAUGUCCUCGGACUCUACCAUGUCUUCAAAGGGGUCAGUGAGAGGGAAUCCUGUGAUGACCCCUGUAGGGAAACAGUGCCAUCCAUGGAUACGGGAGACCUCUGUGCUGACACUGCCCCUACUCCCAAGAGUAAGCUGUGCCAGGAACCAGAGCCUAUCAAUGACACCUGUGGCUUCACCCACUUCCCGGGGGCUCCAUUCAGCAACUACAUGAGCUAUACAGACGAUGACUGUACCGACAGCUUCACCCCUAACCAGGUGGCCCGGAUGCAUUGCUAUUUGGACCUCGUGUAUCAGCAGUGGAGUCAAAGCCAGAAGCCCACGCCCAUUCCCAUCCCACCCAUGGUCGUCGGGCAGACCCGCACGUCCCUUACCAUCCACUGGCUUCCUCCAAUUAGUGGGGUUGUGCAUGACAGGGUCCCAGGCAGCGUGUGUGGUGCCUGCACUGAAGACGGGACAUUCCGUCAGUAUGUGCACACAGCUUCCUCCCGGCGUGUGUGUGACUCCUCAGGUUACUGGACUCCAGAGGAGGCUGUGGGGCCUCCAGACGUGGACCAGCCCUGUGAGCCGAGCUUGCAGGCCUGGAGUCCCGAGCUCCACCUGUAUCAUAUGAACAUGACGGUCCCCUGCCCUUCGGAAGGCUGUAGCCUGGAGCUGCUCUUCCAGCACGCGGUCCAAGCUGACACCCUGACCCUGUGGGUCACCUACCUCUCCAUGGACUCCUCCCAGGCACUCUUUGACACGGAGAUCUUGCUGGAACACCAGGAGUCUGUGCACCUGGGCCCCUUAGAUGCUUUCUGUGACACCCCACUCACUAUCAAACUGCAUGUGGAUGGGAAGGUCUCAGGGGUGAAGGUCUACACCUUUGAUGAACGGAUGGAGAUUGACGCAGCUCUGCUAACUUCCCAGCCCCAUAGUCCCCUGUGCUCUGGCUGCAGGCCUGUGAGGUACCAGGUUCUUCGUGAGCCCCCAUUUGCCAAUGGCUUGCCCAUGGUGGUGACAAAUCCUCACAGGAAGUUCACGGACGUGGAGGUCACACCUGGCCAGCUGUAUCGGUACCAAGUUCAAGCUGGAGCUGGAACGGAACUGGGAGAAGCCUCGCCUCCUCUGAGCCACAUCCAUGGAGCUCCUUACUGUGGAGACGGGAAGGUGGCAGGGAGCCUGGGAGAAGAAUGUGAUGAUGGGGACCUUCUGAGCGGAGAUGGCUGCUCAAGGGCGUGCCAGCUGGAAGAAGGCUUCCACUGCGCAGGAGAGCCAAGCCUAUGUUACAUAUAUGAGGGAGACGGGAUAUGUGAGCCUUUUGAGAAGGAAACCAGCAUCAUAGACUGUGGCCUCUACACUCCCAAAGGAUACCUGGAUCAGUGGGCCACCCAAGCGUAUUCCUCGCAUGAAGACAAGAAAUGUCCUGCUUCCUUGGUCACUGGAGAACCUCAUUCCAUGAUGUGCACCUCAUACCAUCCAGAUUUACCAGAGCAUCGUCCUCUCACCGGAUGGUUUCCCUGUGUCACCAAUGGAAACAGACCUCUGGACAAAAGGAGUGAGCAGGCAGAAGGUAGCCUGGAGAGAGAGGAGGAGGUUUGGCUCAAAGUGUGUUUCAGUAGACCAGAAGUGGCCACGGCAAUUUUCAUUUUCUUGACAUCUGAUGGCCCAGUACUUGGAGAACAGCAACACCCAGCAGUGACUGUUCACCUGACCGAUGUCAGUGGGAACAACCACUCUCUUGGAACCUAUGAACUGUCAUGCCAGCAAAACCCACUGGUUAUCAAUGUGAGCCAUCACCUGAAUGUCCUCUCCCACCGUACCUCCUCACUGCUGCUGAAUUUCUCAUCCCCAUUGGUGGGCAUCUCAGCGGUGGCUCUAAGGACACCCUCGCACAUAAGUUCUUCAACUCUCAAUGACUGCAUCCUAGAGCAUGAGGGACAAAAUCAUCAGGGACAGAGCUGUGUCCAUCGGCCCUGUGGAGAGCAGGACAGCUGUGCGCCAUUGCUGCUUGAUCAUGCGGAUAUGGUGAACUGUACCCCUGGUGGCCCAGGUCACAUGAAGUGUGCUAUCGCCUGCCAAAGGGGGUUUGCCCUUCAGGCCAGGAACGGGCAAUACCUCAGGCCCAUGCAGAAGGAAAUUCUGCUCACAUGUGCCUCUGGGCACUGGGACCGGGCUGUGAGCUGCAAGCCCCUGGAUUGCGGCGUUCCCGACCCAUCUUUGGUGAACUAUGCAAACUUCUCCUGCUCCGAGGGAACAGGCUUUCUGAAACGCUGUUUCAUCUCCUGUGUGCCACCAGCUAAGCUUCAAGGACGGAACCCAUGGCUGACCUGUCUUGAAGACGGACUCUGGUCCCUCCCUGAAGCCUACUGCAAGUUGGAGUGUGAUGCUCCCCCUGUAAUCCCAAAUGCCAGCCUGCUCCUGCCUCAGUGCCUCCAGGGCGGCCAUGACGUGGGCUCCGUCUGCAGAUACGAAUGCAAACCAGGCUACUACGCUGAGCCGAGUGCGGAGGGUAAAGUCAGGAGCAAAUUCCUGAAGAUACAGUGCCUGGAGGGGGGCAUCUGGGAACAAGGCACCUGCAUCCCAGUGGUGUGUGAGCCCCCUUCUCCUGUCUUUGAAGGCAUGUAUGAAUGUACCAAUGGCUUUGAGCUCAACAGCCAGUGUGUGCUCAACUGUAACCAGGAAAGUGGAAGGGCUCCCAUCCUCUGCACUAAGGAGGGACUGUGGACUGAGGAGUUCAAGUUGUGUGAGAACCUGCAAGGGGAGUGCCCAGCACCCCCAUUGGAGCUGAAUUUUGUGGAGUACAAGUGUGAACAGGGAUACGGGAUCGGUGCUGUGUGUUCCCCAUCAUGUGUGAUUCCCCCAAGUGAUCCCGUAAUUCUGCCUGAGAACGUCACUGCUGACACUCUGGAGCACUGGAUGGAACCUGUCAAAGUCCAGAGCAUCGUGUGCACUGGGCGGCGUCAAUGGCACCCACCCCCCUUCCUCAUCCACUGCAUCCAGUCGUGUGAGCCUUUCCAAGCAGAUGGGUGGUGUGAUACCAUCAACAACCGGGCCUACUGCCACUAUGAUGGGGGGGACUGCUGCUCUUCCACUCUGUCCUCUAAGAAGGUCAUUCCAUUUGCUGCUGACUGUGACCUGGAUGAAUGCACCUGCCGGGACCCCAAGGCUGAAGAAAAUCAGUAACUAUGGAACCAAGCCCCUCCUUCUACCGCCCUGGUGGCAGUAAGAAAGAGAGGCCUCCACAAAAGGACACAAAAGGUGAACCAAGAAGAAAGAUCAUGAGAUAAAGGAAGAGCAUGAGAAUCUUGUAGAAUGCAGGAGGGUAUUUAUAGGUACCAACUAUUGCAUCAAGUAGCCCAAGUAGGGGAGAGUCAUAGGCAAAAGUUUCUUCAAAGGGACAGUUGACUAAAAGUGGAAGGAGAAAUAUGAUAGAUAUACAAGGACCCUCCUCCCCCAUUUAUAUUCUAUUCAACCCCAUCCUCACCUCCUGCCCUGCUCCCCACUCUGUACCCUGCCAACUAUUCAACCCCACCCAGCUUGUCAACCAAUACCAAAAUACUAGAAGAGAAGUUGCCAGGGACACUCUGUUAACACCCAUUGUGAAUGGAUUGCCAUCUUUCAGGGCUCAUCUGCUCUAAACUGGCUCCCUUCCUUUUGUGUAGUCUCCCUUAGUAAUGACAAGGUUAGUUAUUAAUUCUUUGUAAGUAUUUAAACAUAAUUAUAUAAAUAUAUUAUAUAUAUUAUA